Closterium sp. NIES-67 is the source of this 2721-nucleotide messenger RNA. The record is from the annotation of a GenBank genome assembly. Lineage: Eukaryota; Viridiplantae; Streptophyta; Zygnematophyceae; Desmidiales; Closteriaceae.
CCUACCAGCGAGCUUGACUUUGACAUUGAUAUCGGAGAGCUGAGGCAGCAGUUUGAGCCCAAGGCCAAGGCUGUUUUUAAGAAGGCGGAGCAGCCUGUGAAGAAGCAAGUCAUCCGUAUUAUCGACAUGCAAAAGUCACGGAAUGUGGAGAUCUCCCUUCGCAGCAUGAAGCUUCACCCGAACGAUCUAGUGGUCGCUGUGCUGAGUGUUGACACGUCCACCAUAGGCGAGUGGUGCGACAGCCUGGUGGAAACCCUGCUCAAGUAUGGCCCAGACGACAAGGAGAAGAGGCUGCUGCGGGAGUUCAAAGGGAACGUGGAGGACCUGGGCCCUUGUGAGCAGCUCUUCCGAGCGCUGCUGGGGGUCCAGCGACUGGAGCCCAAGCUGAAGGUCUUGCAGUACAGAAUAUUCCUGGCGGAGAGGGCGCCAGAGCUUGCAGACACAAUCAAGUUCGUCACUCUGGUUUCACAAAAGAUCCAAGAGUCCCAGAAGCUGCAGCACGUGCUGCUGGUGGUGCGAGACAUUGGCAAUAAACUCAAUGAAGGAACCAAGAAGGGCAAGGUGGUUGGCUUUGCUGCCAAUGAUCUUAACAAGGUGGCCAACACCAAGGGCUUCAUGGCUUAUCUGAUCAAGGUGCUGAGCGAGUGCCGCCCCGAGUGGCUCUACUUCUGGAAGGACUUCACAGAUGGGUCGCGCAACCUGCUGAACGAGGCAAUCAAGGUGGACCAGAAGGGGUUGGCAGAGGUGGUUGGGGAGCUGGACAGAGGGAAGGUGCUGGUCGAGCGAGAGCUGAAGGAGUGCGAGAAGAUGGUGGAGGAGGAGAAGAAGAAGGAGGAGGAGAGGGAGAAGGAGAAGAAAACGAAAGAGGAGGGAGAGAAGGGGGAGGGUGAGGGUAAGGAUGGUGGGAAGGCAGAUAGUGAGAAGAGUGGCGAGACAAAAGGAGAGGGGGAGAAGGAAGGGAAGGGAGAGGGAGGAGGAAAAGGGGAUGAGGGGGAGAAAAAGGAGGAGAAGAAGGAGGAGGAGAAGAAGGAGGAGGAGAAGAAGGAGGAAGAGAAGAAGGAAGAUGAGCUACCAUUGAAGCAUGCGGAUACACAGAGGGCCAUGCAGCUGUUCUACGACGAGGAUGUGGUGCGAUGGCACGCCAGCGUGCACGGGCUGAUAGAUGAAAUGAACGCCAGUGCUGAGAAUCUCGCUCGAAAGUUUGGCUCGGACCCCAAAUCGACGUCCUUCACACUUAUCUUUGGUGUGCUGAGAGACUUUGUGGAUCUCUUCAAGAAGAAUCUGGUGGAGUAUGAGAAGAAGAAGAAGGCCGAGGAGGAGGCUGCCAGGGAGAAGGCGAAGCCCGCUUUGAAGCAGCAGAGGGAGCAGCGGGAGCAGCAGCGGGAGCAGGAGAAGCAACAGAAAGCGCAGCAGGAGAAGCAGCAGCAGCAGCAACAGCAGCAAAGGCAGGACGCGGCAGCAAAAGCCGCAGCAGUGGAGGGUGAGGAGGAAGAGGACGAGGAAGGGGAGGGGAGUGAGGAGAGCGAGGAGGAGAGAAGAGGAGCUGGGGGCGGAGGGGGGGAGGUUGCCCCAGGGGUAGGGGGGGCAGCGCGAGCAAUGCUGGCAGGGGCGAUCACUAGAAGGAGAGCACCAGUGGAUGAGGAUGAGGACAGCGAGGAGGAUGAUUGGAGCGAUUAGAAGCACCAGGGAAGGUGGAAGGGGGGGGGGUCCCCAGGGGUAGGGGGGGCAGUGCGGGCAAUGCUAGCAGGGGCGAUCACGAGGAGGAGAGCACCAGUGGAUGAGGAUGAGGACAGCGAGGAGGAUGACUGGAGCGACUAGAGGGGUAUAGAAGAUGAGGUGCAGCAGGGGUGGAGGGGGGGAGAGUGCCCCAGGGGUAGGGGGGGCUGCGCGGGCGAUGCUGGCUGGCAGGGGCGAUAACGAGGAGGAGAGCACCAGUGGAUGGACAAUGAGGAGGACAACUGGAGGGACUAGAGGGGUAUAGAAGAGAAGGUGCAGCAGGGGAGGAGGGGGGAAGAGUGCCCCAAGAGGGGGGGGGGUGGGGGGGGGUACUGCACGGGCAAUGCUGGCAGGGGCGAUCACGAGGAGAUGGGCGCCGGUGGAUGAGGAUGAGGAUAGUGAGGAAGACGACUGGAGUGACUCGUGGGCGAAUGGGUGCCGGUAUGGGGCAGUAAGGGGCGGUAUGGGGCGGUAUGGGGCUGGAGCAAUUUUGAGGAGACGGGCACCGGUGGAUGAGGACAGCGAGGAGGACGAUUGGAGCGACUAGAGGGGGAUGAGGGUGGAAGGAAUUAGUGAUCGAUCACGAGGGGACAGGCGCUGGUGGAUGCUGACGAGGACUGAGUCAGACCAAAACAAGGACAGCGAGGAGAGGAGGACGACUGGAAGAUGUUAGGAUCGGAGGGCCAGGGAGGGAUGAAGUGGUUCCGGCAACUGUAAGAGCGGACCUCUGCUCUGCUGCAACCUAUGGGAAUCGCCGAGCCUAAUCGUGUUUGGAGGGCCAGUAGUCAAGGGAGGUGUAACUAGGUUAGGGUGUAUGCGGUGGUGGUGUGGUCGUUUUUUGUUUCUAAUUUAGCGUGCGGGUAUCCGCAGUGUAAGAGAUGAGUUCAGGGGGAAGUGUGCUACCAUAGUUACUCCCUAUUGAUUUAUAAUUUGUACCAGAGAAGGCGUUUAGUGGACUGAGUGUUUUGUGAGAUGUUUUGCGCCUGAUAAACUGUUUUGAUCAUG